AUGUGGGAUGCAGAUAAGAAUCGUCUCAUUCCAGGAGUUGACUACAAGAUUGAUCCACAAGGGAAGACACGCUUCCAUUCUCGUCAAGAUCAUGCAGCAGAUCCACUCUUUACUUGGGUAGACCCUGAAGUUUUUAAGCGUCCAACAUAUAAAAGUUAGUAUUGUCCCUUAGUCAAUAACAGUAUUAUUGUUGUGAAAGGUUUGAACCCAGGAGUCAUUUCAAAAGUAGGUUGAGUUUGAUCGUCUGGGUGAACAUAGUCCUGAAUAGGACUGUUGUUGUUGACAGUGACUGACGUUUCAACAACCUGUGCGGUAGUCAUCUUCAGAGUCAAAGUGAGUUGUAUCACGUCAGUUGAUGGUAUUAUACUCUGCUUAUUAAUCUGAUUGGUCAAUUACGUCACGAUGUUAUUGGUCGUCUGUCAGUUAAGCUGUGAUGUUAUUGGCUAUGAAGACUUGUAAUCAGUAAUUGGUGCGUUUGUUAACACAACUGAUGUAAAGGCCUAUACACUGGAAGUGGAUAAUCCUGCAGUGGACUAGUAUCCCAUCCAGGGGGGAGUAGCAAUACUCCUAGGCAUGCUUCAUGCUAGUGAAACCGGGAUAAGUUCCACCCAUUUGGGCCUUUGGCUUGUGUACACCUUUACCUUUCUUUACAAACAGUGUGUGGGUUCUUUAAUGUCCCACAGAAUUUAUAUGUGCAAGGGUUGUGAGAUGGGUCCUAUGGUUUAUCAUCCACAUCCGAGAAGACUAGAAAGUCUUACCAUUUACAGAUGUCAUUACAAAGGCAGCACUUUCUCCUCAGUUAUUUAAAGACCCUGAUUGUUGGUCCAGCUGAGGUUUGAACCAAUGGCCUCCCGCUCGGCAGAUGGGCGCUUAUCCCAUUGAGCUAACCAGGCAGCAGGGAUGGUACAGUCCUUCUUUAAUAUGAUUGGCACUAGUGAUGAUGACAAAUAUCAGUGUGGCUCNGUAAUCAGUAAUUGGUGCGUUUGUUAACACAACUGAUGUAAAGGCCUAUACACUGGAAGUGGAUAAUCCUGCAGUGGACUAGUAUCCCAUCCAGGGGGGAGUAGCAAUACUCCUAGGCAUGCUUCAUGCUAGUGAAACCGGGAUAAGUUCCACCCAUUUGGGCCUUUGGCUUGUGUACGCCUUUACCUUUCUUUACAAACAGUGUGUGGGUUCUUUAAUGUCCCACAGAAUUUAUAUGUGCAAGGGUUGUGAGAUGGGUCCUAUGGUUUAUCAUCCACAUCCGAGAAGACUAGAAAGUCUUACCAUUUACAGAUGUCAUUACAAAGGCAGCACUUUCUCCUCAGUUAUUUAAAGACCCUGAUUGUUGGUCCAGCUGAGGUUUGAACCAAUGGCCUCCCGCUCGGCAGAUGGGCGCUUAUCCCAUUGAGCUAACCAGGCAGCAGGGAUGGUACAGUCCUUCUUUAAUAUGAUUGGCACUAGUGAUGAUGACAAAUAUCAGUGUGGCUCACAGCAGACUGUCAUGUCCCUCCUCCAGGAAAGCCUAUUUUUCAAACCACCCAAUCAGCUAGGGAUAAUGGCUUUUCUUGCCCCCAAAACCACCACAUGGCUGGAAGUUGCUAACAUCCCAGUCAAAACUUCAGCAUGUGCAGCUGACAGAAAUUAGAUGAACAAGGACUAGAAAGCAGAUUAGCAAAUGUAUGAACAUCUAGUUCCUCGUCCCUGUUAAGUGAUGGUUGUCAGAACUUGAUUUUAAGGUGCAUCCUGAUCUUGAUUACUUCUAAUUUUGUCUUCUAGGAUUUGUAGCUUUGUUGGACAACUAUGAGAGUGAAACUGGCCAAGGAGAGGUUGUCACUCAAGAAGAAGUGCGAGAAAAUCAGUGUUUUAUUGAUGCCAUCUAUGAAACAGAACCAAUGAAAAUUGCUCAUGAAUACUUGUCAAAGCAUGGACUUAUGCCAAAGGAGCGUGGUCCAUUUAAAAUGGCACUGUAUGAUAUGUGGUUUAAACUGUACAGGAGGACAAAAGGAGUAAAGUGAGUUAGUUAUACAGGGUUCUCCAGAAAAUGUAAUUCAGAUGGAGUAAAAAUAAAAGUAGGCAGCAAUGAAUUACCGUAGAUCAAUGGAAGUGGAAAACCUUUCACACAGCUAAGUAGCAUGUGUAGUUAGGUACAUGUAUGGCUGGGAAUCACACUCUUACCAGAAGGAAAAAUUUUCUUUUAGAGGCUCUGAAAAUUUCAUUUCAGUGCAUUUUGAGUGACCAGUUAAGGAAUAAAAAAAAUUUAGCCAUGUAGGUGGUACCUUUGUUUACCCACAUGUGUUUUAUAUUUUAUCAUAAGCAACGUUUAUUUUUACAAAUUUGUUGAGGAAAAAUACACUUGUUUAUUCCCAUCUUAAAAAAUUAUUUCCUGUGAGUAGCCGGUACUUCUGCAGCAACUAUUUAGCAAUUUUUCUCAGUGCUGGAGCUUCUCAAGAACACUGUUACACCUGUAUGUGUAUAACAGAAGGUUAGGAGCCUUCAGUUAGGAGCCUUCAGUUAAACCCCUGAGGGUCUUAAACGCCGACCGGUUAGCUCAGUUGGGAGAGCGCCGGUCUGCCGAGCUGGAGGCCGUAGGUUCAAACCCCGGCCGGACCAACACUCAGGGUCUUUAAAUAACUGAGGAGAAAGUGCUGCCUUUGUAAUAACAUCUGCAAAUGGUUAGACUUUCUAGUCUUCUCGGAUAAGGACGAUAAACCGUAGGCCCCGUCUCACAAGCCCUUGCACAUGUAAUAAAUCUGUGGGACGUUAAAGAACCCACACACUCUUCGUAAAGAGUAGGGCACGUAGUGCCCGGUGUAGUGGUCUAUCUCACUUUCACACUCAUGUAUGGGGGCAUCAUCACUCAUUCCUUCAGUACUUGUAAACUGCACCUUAAGCAGUCUGGCAAAGUCCCCCAACCAGUGUUGUAAAUUAUCCCUGAAAAGCCCUGUGGGGAGUGGAUAAUAAGAUAUUUACAAUUUACAAUUUAUUUCAGUAUUGAGUAACUAUUAUUAUGUACUUAUUAUAAUUUUGAAAUGGUUAAAGAUAGUGUAAAAUAAAAACUUAUAGAUUUCCUUUUUGGUGCUUGCAACAUUUAAAGACUUGGUUUUGGUUUGGUUGACGUUAUAUGCUGUAUUUGUCCAUUUGAAUGGCUCAAACUGAUUACUUUUUUUAGGGAAUUGGACUCAUCUGGCUUUGAACAUGUUUUUGUGGGUGAAUCACGAAACAGGGCAGAAGUGAUUGGCUUCCAUAACUGGAUUCAGUUCUAUUUGCAAGAGAAAAAAGGCUUGGUUGACUAUAAAGGCUUCUUCCCAAGUCGAAGAGUAAGUACACUGUGCAGUGGAACUUUGAUUAUUUAGACUUGGAAAGACUGGAGUGAAUAGUCUAAGAAAUCAACAGACUGGAUAAUUGGAAAAUGUGAAUGCCAGUGACAUUAGUAUUUUCAUUAUUUACAAAGGAAGCUAACAUUGGCUAACAUUUGUUUGUACGUAAUCUAUGGGGUAGUCAGCAACUCAGUUUUCAGCAGUCAGAUGAACGUUAAGCAUGUGCCAACACCACUUUUGCUCUUUGAAUUGGAAAAAAAAAUCUAGUUCAAAGAAGCUUUUUGACACCUGAAUGAUAAAAUUGUAUUCUCAAAUCAUGGUGUUGAUUUAUAAAUAUUCAUGACAAAAAAACGGGAAUGAGAGAAAUAGUCUGGAGAAUCAAGAAGUCCAGAUAAUCGAUGUUCAAAUGUAUCAAGUUUACUGUAAUCUUAACACCAAAUCAGUAACAUGAAAUUUGGCAACAGAAUGAGACAAGCAUAGAGAAUCAGGUUGUUCAAAGAGUAAGACAUUUCUUAAGGUUUCUAGCACAGAGCUCUGAGGAGCAGGCCAAAUGAAGAAUUAUUAUUUAUUUCCCUUAAAAAUGAUGUGGAGAUUUUUGUUUUCAUAGGAGCUUUGCAACUGUGAAUUUAUUACCUUGUUUAAAUGAUUCACUUGUUUAAAUGGCAUUGAAAAAGUGUUUCAUAAGUGGUAGCAUAUGAUCAUCCGGGUGAAUGUAGUGCUAAAUAGGACUGUUGUUGACAGUAGCUCACAUUUUGAUAACGUGUGCGGUAUUCAUCUUCAGAGUCAAAGAAAUAGCAAAAAAAAUUUUUUGACUCUGAAGAUGACUACUACACAGUUUGUUGAAUCAUCAGUCACUGUCAACAACAGUCCUAUUUAGGAAUACACCCACCCGGACGAUCAUAUUCCCCCUCUUUUGAAAUUACGCCUGGGAUCAAACCUUUCACUGAAAAAGUGUUUUACUUUUUUGCAUGACAGAAAAGGCACACAACUAGUGAAGAAGAGAGCAUGAAUCAGCUACUUACAAUCCAGUUUAACUGGAAAGGUGAUGUAAAACCGAUUGGCAGCAGCUUUAUUGGCACCAGCCCUGAAUUUGAAAUGGCACUAUAUACAGUUUGUUUCCUGGCUGGGCAGGGAAAGGAUGUCCACGUGGAGCUGGAUGACUAUGAUGUAAUUAUUAAAGCUCAUCAUAUAGGGAGAAAUUUAGGUACCUGUUAUCCGAAUACUGUGUGAAAAUAAUAGAAACAAUUUUCUGGAAUAAAACUGAAUUAUUAAGGAGUGAAACUAGGAUUGUUAUCCAUUUAAAAAGGAUAUUUUACUGUUGCUGGCGUGCUUUUAAACUCAUUUAAAAUUGUCACAGCCUGUUUUUCAUAGCACGCUGCCCAAAUUUGGAUGAUUUAUGUCAAUCAUUGGGUGACAUCAUGCAGGGAGGGCUGCGGUAUCUCUUCACUUUUGCUUUUGUCAGUGAAGAACUUGAGAAAACUGGCUGGAACAUUCCUAACAUUUGAUAACCGGGCUACUCCUUCACUAAAAGAUUGGUUUUGUUGCACGAACAAAACCAGACAGGAUAAUUAAUUAAGUCAAAAGGCAUGGGAUACAAGCAACUUUAUUUGUUAUUAAAAAAAAUUACCGUGUAACUUUUUCGAUAAGCUUUUGAAAGUGUGAGUUAAUUCAGUCUAUAGCGUUGAUUUGUAAACUUUAGUGUGUGUGUUUCUUUGGGGCUGGGUUUAGUCGGUUUUUUGGAACGUAUGUCUUCUAAAUGUGAUAUUUAGAGCUUUUAAUUUAAACGAUUAUUACUUAAUAAAUCAAUGGAAAAUUUGCAAAACGUGAAAACGGCGAACGUUUUUAUUUUGUGUUUGUUCUGUUAAUUCAAACCUUGCGUGCAAACUUUGAAAGUAGAGAAGUGAACGCUUUGCAUAUUGAUGACAAGAAAAUAACCAACC
Messenger RNA from Porites evermanni, 5239 nucleotides. The record is from the annotation of a GenBank genome assembly. NCBI's taxonomy places the organism in Eukaryota, Metazoa, Cnidaria, Anthozoa, Scleractinia, Poritidae.